This is a messenger RNA of Uranotaenia lowii, 1534 nucleotides long. RefSeq lists its product as uncharacterized. NCBI's taxonomy places the organism in Eukaryota, Metazoa, Arthropoda, Insecta, Diptera, Culicidae. The transcript has 5 exons. The record is from RefSeq and is a predicted model, not a curated record. Bases 170 to 1348 code for a protein of 392 amino acids.
AAAAUUGAGGGUGAAACCACCACGAUUCGCCAUCCAAACCGACGCAACCGGAAGCAUCAUUAACAAAUUCAAAGAAAUUAGCUCCGAUAAGCGUAUAUUUUUGUACGCUUUGGUAAAAAACAUAAAAUUGGGCGACGAUAAAGUGGGUACGGCGCAUACCUUUGGGCAGAUGGUGACAAAUAGCCACACCUGGCAAAACAUUUUCUCAUACUACAUGGAAAUAAAAUUGCUGUUCCAGAGUGAAUAUAAUUACUGGCCCCCGUUUCAGGCUAUCGUCACAGACUUUUGCUGGGCGCAGAUAAACGCCAUCCUGUUCAUCAGCAACCUGUCGCCAACGGAGUACCUGAAGCUCAUGUAUGAGUAUGCAACCGGGAAUGACCAGCAGGUGUUUCAUUACGUUGACGAAACUUUGGUUAUGGUUUUUCUAUGCGUGGUCCACUUAAGCAAAAAUUUUCUCCGUGACAUCAACGUGUUGAGGAAAGAAAUGGAUUUAACCGUUGCGAAAAUCGUCUUUUCGGAGAUAGUACGCGCAAAGGAAUACAGCGACGUGAAAAAAACGUUUGCAAAGCUUUGCGAUUACUUGCUGUGCGAAGACGAGGAAGAAAAACGACUUAUACUCUUCGACAACUCGCUUGCCGAAGAAGUUGAGCGUAUAUCUGUUACAAUUCAACAAGACUCUACGUUCAAAGACGAUUCCGUCAUAUACAAAAAUUCGCCUUUUUAUCGCGAUCUGGUGGCUAUUUUAGACGAAAAGUCGAAUGCAAAUAAUCAAAAAACGGAUGCUAUGGAUUUUUUGCAAAUUUUUUUGAAGCGGUAUUUGGCGUAUUUGCCGAUGUGGUCGGCAAUAUGUCACCGCCCCCGCUCGGAAUCUCUGAAAGACUGUGUCUUUGAAUCCAACCACCGAUUUUCCACAGCUGUUGUCGAAGGACUGUGGAGCCGGUACAAGAACGAUGUGCGAACUCGAAGGGUAAAUCUGGGCGGGAUGCCACUGCCAGUCGAUAGGGCAAUUCGCUUUUUGAAAGAUCAGGCUCUCGGCGACAUUGUUCGCUAUCAAUCCAAUGUGGGCAAGACGCGUCUGGCUGCACGGCCCGGAACAUUCAAGCGGGUACAACAUGUACCUAAGCCCAUGACUUUAUACGUCAAUCCUGGACGAAGCGUCACCUCACUCCAGAGCGAAUUCACUGAGCAACAAUCCCGAGCAGCUACCGCUGUUUGGAAGCGCCAGGGUCGACCAGAGGCAUCCCCAACAACGUCUCAGGCAGGCAAGCAGCUGAGAGUUCGGCGUCUAUUCGAACAAAAAUGGGACGAUCUAUACGAGGAUUCGGAAGAUGAUGCGGAUACGCACUGAUCUUCGCAUCACCAUCAAGAUCAAUUGCCAUUUUUACUAUCUAUUUAUUUGCUUACAUUGUAUUGGCUCUUCUCCAGAAGCAAUCCAGCACUGGACAGGACACUGAACUAACUAUUACUUUUGAUUGUGAUUUUUAAACAAUUAUUAUAAUUGUUUGAUAAUCAUUCGAUCUAUCAUAACAAUCAU